This is a messenger RNA of Fusarium vanettenii 77-13-4, 441 nucleotides long. RefSeq lists its product as uncharacterized. Lineage: Eukaryota; Fungi; Ascomycota; Sordariomycetes; Hypocreales; Nectriaceae. Bases 1 to 441 code for a protein of 146 amino acids. The transcript has 2 exons. The record is from RefSeq and is a predicted model, not a curated record.
AUGGACAAGCCGAAAUGGUACAGAGACAUGCAGUCCGCUGUUGGUCACCUGUUCGAUGAACACGCCAGACAGGCUGAAGUGGAAACUGAAGUGGAAACGCAGGCUCAGGCGGGGCUUUUGGAGAGUGAAGGUGGCGAGACCGAUGCUGAGGUCAACGAUUAUGGUUCCUUUGGGAAAAGGUCAAUCCGCUCCUUGGGUACGCAGCGAAAGAAAGCCAAGACAAUCAGGCUUGUUGGCAUAGUAUGGACCGUCCCAUACUGUCUCCGAAUGUGGAAACUGUCAGACAAAACGCCAUCCGGAAAUAAUGGGCUUCGACAACGCGCACAAUACAAACCGCUUCAAGCUGCUGCUCUUUCAGAUUAUGGGGCAGACCUGUCGGAAAGCACGUGUGGCACCAAGAUAACUGCAAUUGUGUUGUUGUUCUUGUUGAGUUCAAUCUGA